AUGGGGCCUGAGAUAGACCACGACCUGGACGUCGAAGGGGACGUGCUCCUGGUACUUCAGAACCCCAAUGGGCCAUUCGCUGUCUGGGGUGAGAAGGAAGCUUGGGAGCACUCACGACCAACGCCUCUGGACACCGAGAGUGAGCAGGCCUACGACUAUAUAUUCGAAGACCCUGCCUAUCGGAUAAGUUGUCGCAGUACCACCGAGGCUGCGCCGGAAUCACCAGAACGAGGCGAGCCUCGGCGCAAAAAACACAAGAGAAAUCCUGCAAGUGUCGCCGGCGAAGGCUUUGAAGUACGGUUCCGGCUUUCCUCAAGACACUUGAUAUUAGCCUCUCCCUAUUUCAGAGCCAUGUUGACCGGGCCAUGGGAGGAAAACUCCUCGCGAUCUGGUUCGAUGUACACAAUCAAUGCAUGCGACUGGGACGAAGAGGCUUUGACUGUGCUGAUGAAUAUAAUCCACGGUCACAGCGAGAGGAUCCCGAGAUCGAUGAGCCUGGAAUUGCUUGCCAAAAUUGCCGUCCUGGUUGACUACUACAAGUGCCACAAGAUUGUGAAAUUCUACUCCGACACAUGGACCACAGGAAUCUAUGAUGAAAAUGAUCUUCCUCGGAAAUACACCAGGAACUUUAUGCUGCGGCUUUUUACAUCCUGCGUUUUUGCCCAACACGACAUGUUUCACUUCUUGACACUCUUUGCGGUGCGGGAAACCCGAGGACCUCUUCGGACGCUAGGCCUCCCAUUUCCUGAUGGCUUAAUAGAGAAAAUCGACGACACGAGAAUGGCAAUCGUUGAGGUCAUAAUAGGCCAUUACCAUGAUCUGGUGGCAUGA
Diaporthe citri is the source of this 831-nucleotide messenger RNA. RefSeq lists its product as uncharacterized. The record is from RefSeq and is a predicted model, not a curated record. Lineage: Eukaryota; Fungi; Ascomycota; Sordariomycetes; Diaporthales; Diaporthaceae. The transcript has 3 exons. The coding region runs from base 1 to 831 and encodes 276 amino acids.